UUCACAGUGAGGUAGUCAGACUCUGAGUGCUGUGAAGACACGGCUGUGGGACAGUACAGUAUGUUGUUGUUUGUGAUUCUGGUUCUGGUUCUGGUUCAGAUGAAUGGGGUUCACGCUCAGGAUCCUCGAUGGCCGCUUCACACAGUCUGCGACUCUGAAAGAAUCACAGUGACCUACAGGAGCUGCGACCCUUUACAGGACAUAGGUUUCACUCUCCUGCCUUGUCCUGAGAGGUUGACUGAUCUUAUAAAAAUCAGACUGGCCUUGAUUCUGAGGCAGUCCAUCAAAGAGCUUUAUUCAUCAUAUGAGCUGUGGCUACACGGGCAAAACGAGCCGAUCUUGAAUCGGGACGAGCCCCUCUGUCUUCCUCAUUUCCCACGUUUCAAGUUUUGUGGGAGCAGGAGAGGAGAAAUCAUCACCGUUGACUCAUCGUUUAAGUCCAAGACUAAUAUUCCUCUAAAGGCUAAUUUUGAUCUUAAACUACGUGCAAUAAAUCAAGAUGGCUUCCUGAUCGCCUGUGUGAAUGCAACUCUCAGCUUUCAUUGAUCCUUUAAGAGCAGAGGACCUGCGCUUCAGCUGAGAGCAACUGUACAAUCUAAUCUUUCUUCAAUUGUGGAAACUGUACUGAGUGAAUGUCAGCAUGUGUUCAGGAUUUAUGAUGCUUGCCGAUGAUUUUAUAGAUUGUUAACUCUUCAAAAGCUAUAAAAAUCCAAUGAAAUUGAAAGAAAUAGAAAAAAGACAGAAUUAUAAUGCUGAAAAAUAAUA
This is a messenger RNA of Carassius carassius (crucian carp), 765 nucleotides long. It is a transcript of the gene ly86, whose product is annotated as lymphocyte antigen 86. The record is from RefSeq and is a predicted model, not a curated record. Gene Ontology annotation, biological process: innate immune response; positive regulation of lipopolysaccharide-mediated signaling pathway. The coding region runs from base 61 to 546 and encodes 161 amino acids. The transcript has 5 exons. NCBI's taxonomy places the organism in Eukaryota, Metazoa, Chordata, Actinopteri, Cypriniformes, Cyprinidae.